UGGGCAGGACCUAGACUCUAACCUAUUAGUAGAGUUACUCUAAUUAACGUCCAAAAAAGAUCAAGGUUGUUGGCCAAAAGAAGGGAAGACGGCAUAAUUCACCCAAAAAAAUGUCGAAAUUGAUAGAAUUGGGGACGAAGAUCAUCUGUGUUGGUCGUAACUAUGCUAACCAUGCCAAAGAGCUCGGAAACCCCAUUCCCAAGGAACCUGUUCUUUUUAUGAAGCCAACUUCAUCGUAUCUUGCUAAUGGCGGCACUAUUCAAAUCCCCGCUUCAAUGGAUCACCUCCAUUAUGAGGCUGAACUUGCUGUCGUUAUUGCCAAGAAAGCUCGGGAUGUCCCUCAAUCUUCUGCCAUGGAUUAUAUUGCAGGUUAUGCUUUGGGAAUUGAUAUGACAGCAAGGGAACUCCAAGCAUCAAUUAAGGCUGCGGGCCUUCCAUGGCUACUGGCUAAAGGACAGGACACCUUUACUCCGAUCAGUGAAAUGAUUCCUAAAUCUGCUGUGCCUGAUCCUCACAACUUGGAGCUUUGGCUAAAGGUUAAUGGAGAAACAAAGCAGAAGGGAUCAACGAAAGAUAUGAUGUUCUCAAUUCCGUACCUCAUCAGCCAUAUAAGCUCCUUCAUCACUCUUUUAGAAGGAGAUGUGAUCCUUACAGGCACCCCGGAAGGUGUUGGUCCAGUCAAACCAGGUGAAAAAAUAACUGCUGGUAUAACAGGCCUCAUAGACGUUAAUUUUAAUGUUGAAAAACGGAGUGCUCCAGUUACCAACUGACCGAGUUAUGGAGAUCUUCUGAUUAUAUUUUAAUUCUUUGUUGAGCAAGAAGUCGACUCAGACAUUCUAUUAGCUGAUCGGGAGCUAAUUUUUAUCCUGUUAAUUCUUCGUUGAGCAAGAAGUCGACUCAGAAAUUCUAUUAGCUGAUCGGGAGCUAAUUUUUAUCCUGUUAAUUCUUCGUUGAGCAAGAAGUCGACUCAGACAUUCUACUAGCUGAUCGGGAGCUAAUUUUUAUCCUGUUGAGUGUUUUCAGUUAAGUUACUAUUUACCGAGAUAUACUACAAAGCAAUAAAGAAUUAUGCAACUGAGAGUUUCUCAGAUCUAAUGUACUAGUUAUUCUGGAGCAAGUUAAAUCGAGAUCUACAACACAUCCAAUAUAAGGGUAGAUUUUCAAA
Messenger RNA from Amaranthus tricolor (Joseph's coat), 1165 nucleotides. Its product is annotated as probable acylpyruvase FAHD1, mitochondrial. Gene Ontology annotation, molecular function: acetylpyruvate hydrolase activity. The transcript is spliced from 7 exons. The record is from RefSeq and is a predicted model, not a curated record. NCBI's taxonomy places the organism in Eukaryota, Viridiplantae, Streptophyta, Magnoliopsida, Caryophyllales, Amaranthaceae. Bases 111 to 770 code for a protein of 219 amino acids. Gene Ontology annotation, cellular component: mitochondrion.